AUGCCCCCCCACGGUGUUGGGGAUGAAUCAGGGCGCGCGGCGGUGGGGCGGGGGCUGCAGCGGGCAGGGCGGCUGCGCGAGCUGGUGAACACAUUCUUUAGUUUCCUGAGGCGCAAAACUGAUUUCUUCACUGGCGGAGAAGAUGGAGUAGCAGAAAAGCUGAUCACAGAUACCUUUAACCAUCACAACAAGCUAGCUCAGAAGGAGCGGAAGGAAAAAAAGGCUCGUCAAGAGGCAGAAUUGCGUGAAAAGGCAGACAGAGCUGCCAAGCUCGCUAAGGAAGCAAAGCAGGAAGCUAAUGAGCCCAGGAUUAAGGAGCUUACGGACGAGGAAGCGGAAAGGCUGCAGCUAGAAAUCGCUCAGAAAAAAGAGGCAAAAGGAGAGAUAAACAGUGGCUUAGUGAAAUCCACGGAUGGUGAAGGUGAAUCUUCAGAUUCCAACAGACAGGAUUCAGAGGACGAGGAGGAAGAUGAGAAGGAUAAAGGAAAAAUUAAACCCAAUUCUGGUAAUGGAGCUGACCUUCCAAAUUACAGAUGGACACAGACCCUUUCAGAACUUGAUCUGGCCAUCCCUUUCAAGGUGAACUUCAGGUUGAAGGGGAAGGAUGUGAUCGUGGACAUCCAGAGACGACGCCUUAAAGUCAGCCUGAAGGGCCACCCGCCUGUCAUUGAUGGAGAGCUUUUCAAUGAAGUGAAGGUGGAGGAGAGCUCCUGGUUGAUAGAAGAUGGCAAAACAGUCACCGUGCACCUGGAAAAGAUCAACAAGAUGGAAUGGUGGAACAAACUAGUCUCCACAGAUCCAGAAAUCAACACCAAGAAAAUAAACCCAGAGAACUCAAAGUUGUCAGACCUGGACAGCGAGACUCGCAGUAUGGUGGAGAAGAUGAUGUAUGAUCAGCGGCAGAAAUCCAUGGGCCUCCCCACAUCCGAUGAACAGAAGAAGCAAGACAUUUUGAAAAAGUUCAUGGAACAGCAUCCAGAAAUGGACUUUUCAAAGGCUAAAUUCAACUGAGGCCUCCCUUUCUCCCCCCGCCCCUUUCAGUCAGCCCAUCGAAUGGGGCAGGAUGUGUAGGGCAGGAUACGUAGGGAUCCCUUACCUUGGGCGAGUAAACACUUCCAGCAUCCCCACCCAAGCUUGCCACAGAGGCAGCUUGGUGAUGUUGUUCUCUCUUGUCCCGUGUUGAGCAGAGCGCAAGGCCACAGAGUCGGCCUGUAGCAGCGCAUCAGUCAGAGCCGU
Molecule: messenger RNA, 1236 nt
Organism: Tinamus guttatus (white-throated tinamou)
Lineage: Eukaryota; Metazoa; Chordata; Aves; Tinamiformes; Tinamidae
Source: RefSeq, a predicted model, not a curated record